UUAGAACACAUCUCCAUCCAGUCAGAGAAGUUAAAUUCUGAACCUUUAAGUCUCUGGUUCUUCAGAUGUCUCGGUUUCUGGACAUGAAGGAGUUUGGAGAAGCUGCUCGCUACCUUCGGCUCACCAACCUGGAGCAUCUGGCCGCCAAAGCCCAGGCCUUCGAUGGUACCAAGAGGAUCUGGAUGCCGGACGACGUUGAGGCGUACACCGAGGUGGAGGUUAGAGAGCUGAACGGAGACAAGACCACUGUGGAGACCAAGGAUGGACGGUUCCUGAUAGUGAAAGAAGACGACCUGCAGCCCAUGAACCCUCCAAAGUUCGACAUGAUGGAGGACAUGGCGAUGCUGACUCACCUGAACGAAGCGUCGGUGCUCUUCAACCUGAGGAGGAGAUACAGCAUGUGGAUGAUCUAUACCUACUCCGGUUUGUUCUGCGUGACGGUGAAUCCCUACAAAUGGCUGCCGGUCUACUCUGCUGAGGUGGUGGCGGCCUACAAGGGGAGGCGUCGCACCGAUACGCCGCCUCACAUCUACGCCGUGGCCGACAACGCCUACACCGACCUGCUGCAGAAUCGAGAGAACCAGUCGAUGCUCAUCACCGGUGAAUCUGGAGCAGGGAAAACGGUCAACACUAAGCGAGUGAUCCAGUAUUUCGCCAUCGUCGCAGCUCUGGGAGACACCGUGAAGAAAGGAGGUUCUCUGGAGGAUCAGAUCAUUGAGGCUAAUCCAGCCAUGGAGGCUUUUGGAAAUGCUAAAACCAUCCGCAACGACAACUCGUCUCGCUUUGGAAAGUUCAUCAGGAUCCACUUCGGUCCGACGGGGAAACUGGCGUCGGCCGACAUCGAAAUCUAUCUUCUAGAAAAGUCCAGAGUUGUUUUCCAGCAGCCUGGAGAGAGAAGUUACCACAUCUACUACCAGAUCCUGUCCAAUCACAAGCCAGAGCUGCAAGACAUGCUGCUGGUCACCACCAAUCCCUUCGACUACCACUUCUGCUCUCAGGGCGUCACCACGGUGGAGGGGAUCAGCGACGGAGACGAACUCAAGCUCACCGAUCACGCCAUGGACACGCUGGGCUUCACGCCUGAGGAGAAGUACGGCUGCUACAAGAUCAUUGGAGCCAUAAUGCACUUUGGAAACAUGAAGUUCAAGAAGAAGCAGCGAGAAGAGCAGGCCGAGGCCGACGGCACCGAGAGUGUGGAUAAGGCAGCGUACCUGAUGGGCAUCAGCUCUGCCGACCUGCUCAAAGGCCUCCUGAACCCCCGAGUCAAAGUGGGAAACGAGUUCAUAGUUAAAGGACAGACUGUAGAACAGGUGAACUACGCUGUUGCCGCUCUGGCCAAAGCUACUUAUGACCGGAUGUUCAAGUGGCUGGUCGGUCGCAUCAACCUGUCGUUGUACACAGCGCUGCCUCGCCAAUACUUCAUCGGAGUCCUCGACAUCGCCGGCUUCGAGAUCUUUGAGUUUAACAACUUUGAACAGCUCUGCAUCAACUACACCAAUGAGAAGCUGCAGCAGUACUUUAACCACCACAUGUUCAUCCUGGAGCAGGAGGAGUACAAGACCGAGGGCAUCGAGUGGACCUUCAUAGACUUUGGUCUGGACCUGCAGGCCUGCAUAGACCUCAUCGAGAAGCCGAUGGGGAUUCUGUCCAUCAUGGAGGAGGAGUGCAUGUUCCCGAAGGCCACGGACCUCAGCUUCAAAACCAAACUUUACGACAACCAUCUGGGAAAGUCGCCCAACUUCCAGCGACCGCGACCGGACAAGAAACGCAAAUACGAGACUCACUUCGAGGUGGUUCACUACGCCGGAGUGGUUCCGUACAACAUCACCGGCUGGCUGGACAAGAACAGAGAUCCUCUGAAUGAGAUGGUGGUGGUUCUGUUCCAGAAGUCCUCCAACAAGCUGAUGGCCGGACUGUUUGAGAACUACAUCAGCUCAGAGAUGGCCAGCGAUCCGAAGGCCGAAACUAAACACAGGAAGCGGAAAGGAGCUUCUUUCCAAACAGUUUCACAGCUGCACAAGGAGAACCUGAACAAACUGAUGGCCAACCUCCGCAGCACUCAGCCUCACUUUGUUCGCUGCAUCAUCCCCAACGAAGGCAAGACUCCAGGUGUGAUGGAUCCCUUCCUGGUUCUCCACCAGCUGAGGUGUAACGGAGUCCUGGAGGGGAUUAGGAUCUGCAGGAAGGGUUUUCCAAACCGGAUCCUCUAUGCGGAGUUCAAACAGCGUUAUCGCAUCCUGAAUCCGUCUGCGAUCCCAGAGGACUCGUUCAUGGACAGCAGGAAGGCCGUGGAGAAGCUACUGGGUUCUCUGGACAUCGAUCACACUCAGUACAAGUUCGGACACACCAAGGUGUUCUUCAAGGCUGGUCUGCUGGGCCAGCUGGAGGACUUGAGGGACAACCGCCUGUCCCAGAUCCUCACCACGGUCCAGGCCAUGUGCAGAGGGAAGCUGAUGAGGAUGGAGAGAGAGAAGAUCAUGUUGCAAAGGGACGCUGUGAUGGUGAUCCAGUUCAACCUCCGGGCGUUCUUCUCGGUGAGGACCUGGUCGUGGAUGAGACUGUUCUACAGGCUCCGCCCCCUGCUGAGGAGCGCCCAGGUGGAGAAGGAACUGGCUGCUCUGCAUGAGGACUUCAACAAACUGAAAGAGGCCUUCGAGAGGUCGGAGGUGAAGCGUCGGGAGGCCGAGGAGCGGCAGGUGGUCCUGGUUCAGGAGAAGAAUGAUCUGGCUCUGCAGCUCCAAGCUGAGCAGGACAACCUGACAGACGUAGAAGAUCGAUGCAAUCAGCUGAUCCAGUCCAAGAUCUCUCUGGAGUCGAAGCUGAAGGAGACGCAGGAGCGUCUGGAGGACGAGGAGGAGGUGAGCGCCACGCUGACCUCCAAGAAACGGCAGCUGGAGGACGAAGUUUCCUCUCUGAAGAAAGACAUGGACGACCUUGAGAUAACUCUGGCCAAAGUGGAGAAGGACCGACAUGGAGUUGAAAACAAGGUGAAAAACCUGUCGCAGGAGAUGUGUGUUCUGGACGAAUCCAUCGCGGCUCUGAGCAGAGAGAAAGCUGCUCUGAUGGAAGCCCACCAGCAGGUUCUGAACGACCUUCAGGCCCAGGAGGACAAGGUCAACAUGUUGAACAAGGCCAAGACUCGACUGGAGCAGCAGGUCGACAGCGUGGAAACGUCCUUGGAGCAGGAGAAGAAGCUUCGAACUGAUCUGGAACGGACCAAGCGGAAGCUGGAAGGCGAUCUGAAGCUGUCUAUGGACUCAGUGAGGGACCUGGAGAACCAGAAGGAGGAGCUGGAGGAGCGACUGAAGAAGAAAGACUUCGAGUUCGGUCAGCUUCAGUCCAAGAUGGAGGAUGAGCACAGUCUGGUGGCUCAGCUUCAGAAGAAGAUCAAGGAGCUUCAGACUCGUAUCGAGGAGCUGGAGGAGGCUCUGGAGGCUGAACGAGCCUGGAAGUCUAAAGCCGAGCGCCAGAGGAACGACAUCGCCAGAGAGCUGGAGGAGCUGGGAGAGAAGCUGGAGGAGGCUGGAGGAGCUUCAGCUGCUCAGAUCGCUCUGAACAGGAAGCGAGAGGCGGACUUCCUGAAGAUGCGGCGGGAGCUGGAGGAGGUGGGGCUUCACCACGAGGCGACGGCCGCCACUCUGAGGAAGAAGCACUCGGACACGGUGGCGGAGCUCAGUGAGCAGAUCGAUGCUCUGCAGAGGACCAAGCAGAAGCUGGAGAAGGAAAAAGCCGAGUUCAGGCAGGAGGCUGACGACCUGGCCACCAAAGUGGAGCAGCUGACCAGAGCGAAGGCAGCCGUGGAGAAGAUGUGCAGGGUUUAUGAAGACCAGCUGAAUGAAAGCAGAACCAGAGGAGAUGAUCUACAGAGACAACUGACUGAAGUCUCUGCUCAGAAAGCUCAAGCGCUCACAGAGACCGCUGAGAACAGCCGCCGUCUGGAGGAACGGGACGCUAUGAUUGGUCAGCUGCAGCGGUCCAAGGCGGGAGUUUGCCAGAACUCUGAGGACCUGAAGAGGCAGCUGGAGGAGGAGAGCAAAGCUCGUGUUGCGUUGGCUCACGCUGUUCAGGCGUCGCGUCAUGACUGCAGUUUGCUCAGAGAGCAGCUGGAAGAGGAACAGGAGGUGAAGGCUGAACUGCAGAGGGCGCUGUCCACCGCCAACAGCCAGUUGGUCCAGUGGAGGACCAAGUACGAGACCGACGCCGUGCUGAGGAUAGAGGAGCUGGAGGAGGCAAAGAAGAAGCUGGUCAUUAAACUGCACAACGCUGAAGAAGCCAUGGAGGCAUCUCAGGCUAAAAACUCCUCUCUGGAGAAGACCAAGCAGCGUCUGCAGACUGAGAUCGAUGAUCUGGUGGUGGAGCUGGAGAGGUCCAACGCUGCUGUUCUGGUUCUGGACAAGAGGCAGCGCAACUUUGACACGUUGCUGAGCGACUGGAAGUUGAAGUUUGAGGACAGCCAGACGGAGCUGGAGGUGUCGCAGAAAGAGUCUCGCAGUCUGAGCACGGAGCUCUUUAAGCUGAAGAACUGCUACGAAGAAGCUCUGGACCAUCUGGAGACGGUCAAACGAGAGAACAGGAACCUCCAAGAGGAGAUCCUGGACCUGACAGACCAGAUCAGUCAGGGAGGGAAGACCAUCCACGAACUGGAGAGGAUGAAGAAGAUCCUGGACGUGGAGAAAAGCGACAUCAAAUCUGCUCUGGAGGAAGCAGAGGGAACCUUGGAGCACGAGGAGAGCAAGACGUUGAGGUUCCAGAUGGAGCUGCAGCAGAUCAGGGCCGAGAUCGAACGCAAGAUCUCAGAGAAAGAUGAAGAAAUCGACAACCUCAGGCGGGGCCACCAGCGCUCCCUGGAGGCCAUGCAGGCCAGUCUGGAGGCGGAGGUUCGUAGUCGCAGCGAGGCGGUUCGUCUGAGGAAGAAGAUGGAGUCGGACCUGAACGAGAUGGAGGUCCAGCUGGUUCACGCCAACCGUCAGGCAGCCGAGAGCCAGAGGGUCAUCAGACACCUGCAGACACAGGUUAAAGAGCAGCAGGUGGACCUGGAGGACAAAGUCCAGCUGACCAAUCAGCUGCAAGAACAGAUCGUCCUGCUGGAACGACGCUGUUUGCUGAUGACGGCGGAGGAGGAGGAGCUUCGCAGUGUCCUGGAACAAACCGACCGCGUCCGCAAGGUGGCCGAACACGAGCUGGUGGAGGUGGCUGAGAGAGUCAACCUGCUGACCUCACAGAAUGCAGGUCUGGUGAACCAUAAGAGGAAGCUGGAGGCAGAUGUUUCUCUGCUGACCGGGGAGGUGGAUGAAGCUCUGCAGGAGAGUCGCAGCGCCGAGGAGAAAGCCAAGAAGGCCAUCACCGACGCGGCUGUGAUGGCUGAGGAGCUGAAGAAGGAGCAGGACAGCAGCAACAUGCUAGAGAGGAUGAAGAAGAACAUGGAGUCUACAGUGAAAGAACUUCAGGUGAAGCUGGAUGAGACAGAGCAGAUGACUCUGAAGGGUGGAAAGAAACAGCUUCAUAAACUGGAGACAAGAGUGAGGGAGCUGCAGAUGGAGCUGAUGAUGGAGCAGAAGAAGAGUGAAGAAUACCAGAAAGGAGUCCGACGCUACGAGAGGAGAGUCAAAGAGCUGAUGUACCAGUCGGAGGAGGACAGGAAGACUCUGCUGAGGAUGCAGGAGCUCAUCGAGAAGCUGCAGACCAAAGUCAAGAGCUACAAGAGACAAGCUGAGACCGCUGAGGAGCAGGUGAGCUGCAGCGCCAUUCGUUUCCGGAAGGUCCAACACGAGCUGGAUGAUGCGGAGGAGAGAGCCGACAUCGCCGAGACGACAGUCAACAAGCUCCGGAUUCGAACCCGUGAACAAAGCAUGAAGGUCGCCACGAUCACAGAAUGAAGCUCUGCUGCAUCUUCAGACGCCUCCAGUGUUUGCUGUGUGUGACUGCUGUGGUUUUAGUGUUUCUGCUGUAGAGUUCAGGAUCGUAGACGCUUCAACCUGCAUUUAUCUCUGCGUUUCUUGACUAUGAAGCUUGGUGAAAAGGUUUGUAGAGGAAGUGUGGUAGGAUGGAGAGCAUAGCAGAGCUGAUCUGGACGCAGCAGUCUGGUAGUUGGGUUAGUCAUCUUAGCAGUGGAAGACGUGAACUGUAACAGAAUUUCUGGAUCAUCAAAUUGAACUCAAGACUUUUAAUAACUUUUGGGAUCCUUUUUGCUCUGACUCUAUUCUCCAUCAGAUUUGAUAAACAAAACAUACUGUACAGACAAGUAGAUGAUACAUUAACUUCACGUGGACCUUCAUGGAUCUUCUUGUUGUUGUCUGCGAUGGAGGAAACUAAUUUCAGACCUGCAGAAACCCUGAAAACUAAACCGUGUGCAACUAACUUUGGCAGUUAUUUGUUUGACAGGAGCUAAUGUAAGCAAACAAGAGCUAAGAGGAGUUAACGGAAGACAACAAGAGCUAACGAAAAUUAACAGGAGCUAAUGGAAGCUAACAUGAGCUUAAAAAGCUAAUGGCAGCUAACAGGAGCUAAAAAAAGCUAACGAAAGCUAACAGAAGCUAAAAGGAGCUAACGUAAGCUAACAAGACCUAAAACAGGGGUCGGCAACCUUUAACACUCAAAGAGCCAUUUCGACCCGUUUCCCACAGAAAAGAAAACACCGGGAGCCACAAAAUCCUUUUGGCAUUUAAAAUGAAGACGACGCUGCAUAUAUCACUUUUUUACCUCUAUACCUUUGUUAAUCAGUCGUGAUGAAUUAAUUACAAAGCCUCUAAUUAGAUAGAUUCAUUUUUUUAAUUGUGUCCUUCCACUAAUAUUUAUCUUACCUGGUUAAUGUCAUUUUUGCUCCUGGACCUCAUAUGUUACGUAAUGUUAGCUGGAAAUCAAUAUUUUGCGAAUGCCUAUUUAACUUGUAAAAUGUAUUUAUCUAUUUAUCUUAAGCUAGUAACUUUUCUCCAGUAAGUCGCUGCCCUAUUUUCCAAGACGACACUCCUCUGACUCUCUGACCUGCUGCCGUGUUCUUGUGAGUAACGUGUAUUACCCUAUCAUGAGUACUUUUGACUCAAAGACAGACGUGUCUUUCUUGGAGUGGAGCUUUAAUAUACAGGCUUGCCAUUCUUGAGUACAAAACGAUGUGAAACUACAGGCGUUGCUUCUCCAGGAGUAAAACAAAAAAAAAGGCAUGAAACGUGUGGGAAUCGGAAGCUCCGUGUUGUCUUUCUGCUUCAACUCUGCGCUCUCAUGCGGUGGAGUGACACGUCAAAAUAAGAGCGGUAAUUUCACAAUAAAAUUGUCUAUAUUAAAAUGCAUUGAAACGCGCCUGAAAGGCAGAACAAUUUAUUUUCCAAAGUUACAGGGAGCCACAACAGAGGGCUGAAAGAGCAGCAUGCGGCUCCGGAGCCGCGGGUUGCCAACCCCUGACCUAAAAGGACUGUGAUGGAGGAAACUAAAUUCAGUGUUUUUCAGACUUUCAAAAACCUUCAGAAAACCUGAAAUCUGAACUGUGUGUGACAAACUUUGAGAGCUUUGGUAGGUGUUAGCUUGAAAUCCUUAAAGACGACAGUGAUAAAGUGAAAGUAUGAAACCUAGUUCUCAAAGUUAUAUGGUUAUAGCAACCCGGUCUCACGGGGAUUCGUGAAACUGUCACAUAAGUUUUAGUUUCGGUUUCGUGCGCAUCAACACGAUUUCGUCAUGUUUUUCGUGCCGCUCACCACGAAAUGUUUUUCGCUGUGGUAAUCACAUCUGAAAGUGGUUUAUACCGGCGGAUUCAUGACGAUCUAAGCUGUCCAUCGGCGUAUACUGCUUGUGUGAUCGCGUUUGCGGCCGCCGGCCGCCGGACAUUCUUGAAAUUCCUAUGCAAAUUGGUAAGUGUACCACCGGCUUAUGGUUAGGUUAUGGUUAGGUUAUGGUUAGGGUUAUGGUUAGGGACGAUGUCAUGCAAAAUAUAGCGUUGGAUUCGCCACGGUUUUACAUUAAAAAUAUAAUAUACACAUUCUUUUGAAAUACGUUCUGAGUGGCACGAAAAGUCCGCCGUUUAAAAUACAUUGGUGCGCAUUUCGUGGUGAGCGGCACGAAAAACAUGACGAAAUCGUGUUGGUGCGCACGAAACCGAAACUAAAACUUACGUGACAGUUUCACGAAUCCCCGUGAGAUCGGGCUGGUUAUAGUUAUACAGUUAUAUGGUGUUAAAUAUGAAACAUCUACUGUUCUGCUUGUUGUUGCCUUAAGGGUAUUUUUUAGGUGAGAAACAGAAGAACCGUCAGAACGUUCAACAUAAAUUCACCGUGACUACGUUUACAUUAUAUUUAUUUACUUUGAAUCUGAUAGUUUUGUGUGUCGUGUUGAAGGUAGCAGUUGGUACCUUCAGGCUCUCAUGCGAAACACAGAAGUAGCUGAAGACGCAGAUGUUCUCCUCUGGAGGUGGAGGAGGCCAAGGAUGGAGCUAAAACAGAUUAAAGUUGGACAGAAACAUGAAACUGCUGCUUCUCUUUAAUGUGGAAAUAACAUGUUAGCUUUAGCUGCUCUAUGAGCUAACACAACAUCAGAGUUAAUCAAACUCUAAACAUCAGAACAUGGACCUGCAUUCUGACUGUAAAUUACUGACGUGUGGAUUUUACUGUCACUGUUUGACUGUUUUGACUGGAAUCUUCUGUGUUUUAGAAAAUAAAUAAAAAUCUGUUCGACUCA
Molecule: messenger RNA, 8661 nt
Organism: Acanthochromis polyacanthus (spiny chromis)
Lineage: Eukaryota; Metazoa; Chordata; Actinopteri; Pomacentridae
Product: myosin-7B-like
Exons: 45
Coding region: 66-5876 (1936 amino acids)
Cellular component (GO): myosin complex
Molecular function (GO): actin filament binding; cytoskeletal motor activity; ATP binding
Source: RefSeq, a predicted model, not a curated record